Messenger RNA from Pungitius pungitius (ninespine stickleback), 3859 nucleotides. Its product is annotated as polycomb group RING finger protein 3. Gene Ontology annotation, biological process: regulation of transcription by RNA polymerase II. The transcript is spliced from 10 exons. The coding region runs from base 220 to 969 and encodes 249 amino acids. NCBI's taxonomy places the organism in Eukaryota, Metazoa, Chordata, Actinopteri, Perciformes, Gasterosteidae. Gene Ontology annotation, cellular component: PRC1 complex. The record is from RefSeq and is a predicted model, not a curated record.
UCCGGUAUUGCUGCUUCGGCCUGUUCCGCGGCCGCUCGGUCAUUUUCGCCUCUUUGUUGUACUGGUGGUGGGUUUAACUCGGAUUCAACCCCCAUAUCAAGCGGACUGUGCUGCUCCCAACCAGGCCCCAAUGAGAGGCUCUCCAUGAUGAGGAGCUAACACUGUCGGCCGCACAACCGCAGGAAGAGACGUGGCUGCUGCACCAUCCACAGUCGACGCAUGGCGGUGUUAGGGAACCCCGACAUGCUGACGAGGAAGAUAAAGCUGUGUCACAUCAACGCCCACAUCACAUGUCGUCUGUGCGAUGGAUACCUGAUCGACGCCACCACCGUCACCGAGUGCUUACACACCUUCUGUAGAAGCUGCCUAGUGAAAUAUCUGGAGGAAAACAACACAUGCCCAACGUGUAGGAUUGUUAUUCAUCAGAGCCAUCCACUGCAGUACAUUGGCCAUGACAGAACAAUGCAGGACAUCGUCUACAAGUUGGUACCGGGACUUCAAGAGGCGGAGAUAAAGAAGCAGCGGGAGUUCUAUCAGAAGCUGGGGAUGGAGGUGCCUGGAGACAUCAAAGGAGAGCUUUGCAACAUGAAGACUCAUCUAGAUCAACGUAAUGGCGACACAAAGUCGGAGGAGACGGCCAAUAAGGAGGCGGGGGAGGAGAAACCAGAGGAGGACAACGACUAUCACCGUAGCGACGAGCAGGUCAGCAUCUGCUUGGAGUGCAACAGCAGCAAGCUGCGAGGCCUGAAGCGCAAGUGGAUCCGCUGCUCGGCACAAGCCACGGUCCUCCACCUCAAGAAGUUCAUCGCCAAAAAGCUCAACCUGACGUCUUUCAAUGAGCUGGACAUUUUAUGCAACGAGGAGAUCUUGGGAAAGGACCACACGUUGAAGUUUGUUGUCGUGACGAGAUGGAGAUUUAAGAAAUCCCCCCUCCUGCUCCACUACAGACCUAAGAUGGAUCUGCUGUAGCUAAAACGGACACAACGGUUGUUUUGUAUCUUUUUUUUUGGGUGGGGGGGGGGCCCAGUGACCGCGGACUGUUGCCGAAACCUUUUUUUAAUUUAUGCAAAGACGAUCAACCGACACCAAGCAAAACGCCCGGCGCUAAACGUCAACACAAGCCAGCAAACCCGGGGGGGGGCUAAAAAAGAGGGACGGGUGGGGCGCGACUACAAGACCAACUGGCACCCUGCAGCACAGAUAUCGCAACACUGGUGUUUUUUUUUUUUUUUUUGGUCCGCUACAUCCUUGAUAUGUGAACAAAACGAAAAUGAAAAAAAAAAAAAGAUAACUAAUGGAGAGAAAGCAUAUAUUUAUACUUUUGUACAGAAGAGACACAUGGAACCAAGACACUACUGGUGCUGUUUACACCCAAACAAGAUGUCGGGGAUCACGUGACCGUCGUUUUUUUUUUUGUUUUUUUUUGGAGCGUCGUGCAGAUUUCAUCCUCCGGAGACAAAGACUGAGAGAGAGAGAGAGAGAGAGCGAGAGAGGAGGAAAGUUCUCCUUAUUUUGUCUUCUUCUUUUCACCCUACAACAAUACACUCGACACAUCGCGGGAGCACACAGAGUAUAUGGAAAAAGUUCUAUAACAGGCAUCGAUUCUAAGCUGUUUAUCAAGUCUUUAUUUUACAUUUUCAUUUUGUUGGCUUUGUCUAAUUUUUUUUUCCUAUUGGGUUCUUUGAUGAUUGUCAAUUGUGAAUAGGCUGAAAUUUGUGUAGUAAUUUAUGUUCUAUAUACCAAUAUUGUACAUAAAAAGUCAUUACAGACAGAGAGAGAGACUGAAGAGUGUAAGAGAGACUUUAGACUGUUAAACAAAAGAGAGAAGUUGAUCCCAGAUGUAAAAUCUAUAUGCGGGGUCAUAAAUUAGGAUUUUUAAAGGCAGCCUCGCUAUCGCUAUCAAAGUAUAUAGAUGCAUCUUUAUGUUGUCUGAGAAAGACACAAAACAAAUAUAUGGAAUCCUCUGUGUGCGUGGGGGGGGGGGUCGAAGUAUGUCCCUUUGCUGUCAUAACAUUACAACCCUUUCAUUCCUCUCCUCCGUUUGGACGUGUUCAGGUUGAGAGCUUAUGGAGCGGCGUCGCUUCUCACUGCCAGUCGGAGACGUUUUUUAGGAGAAGCUCUGGAAAUGAGAUUAGUUUUGUCACUAAAUGUCUGUUCAAACCUCUGGGGUGUUUGUUCAUUUCACAGGUAGCCAGUGUUCAGCGUCCUGACUCCUCAAGACACACGUUUUCCCAGAAUCGGUUUGGAGAACUCGCAAAUUCAGGUUUUGCACGGGGAGUUUUUUCUUCUUUUUUUUUUUUUUAGCAUUUUGAUAUUGAAAUUCUGAAUUUAAUGACUACUGUUUGGUCAUUUGGUGCUCUCGUAAAUGUAUGUUUCUAAUCUCGAGGAGGAUUGUUUGUUCCCUCACUCGCAACAUUCAAAUGCGGACUGCCGGACUGCAACGUGGAUCCCUGAACGCCUCUGACCUCAGUUAUUACCUCACGGACAACGGCCAUCUCCUUUGCCCCCCCCCCCCCCCCCCGCUGCUGUCUCUCGCGUGCAGGGCUCCUGUGCAUCACAACCAACUUUCGACGACUUACUUUGAAAUUGGAUACGAAGCCUGAAACGUCUUUAAAAAAAAAAAAUCAUUCCCAGACCUGCGACGUUUGUGGUCCUGUGACGAUGCAGAGGGGCUCUGCCCCAUCAGGACCUACGUUUUUUAAAAAGCCUCCAGGUCUGUUCCUAACCAGCUACACCAAAACUCCUCCUGCCGCCUCGCAGCUCUCCUCCUCCCUUCCUGUUUCCCCCUGAAUGCAGGAGCCUCUGUGAAGUGCUCCGUGAUUUUGGUCUUCUUUUUUAUUUUUUGGAGGGGGGGGUUUAAGGCGAUGGCUCACUUGCCUGCAGGUGAAAAAGUAAUUUGGAAAAAAGUGAAUUUGCAGCAUAAACACUCUGCAUUUUGGAAUCCUUUUUGAGUUUUGGGAUUUCUCUCCUGGUUUAUUUCUGAAAACAUUCUGUGAUUCCAGUGGCUAAAGGAUAAAAAAAAAAUCAGAACUGUUUUUUAAUUUACCUGAAAAAAGCAUCACAGUGGUACAAAUUAAGCUAAAGUGCUUUUUGGGGGGGAUCGAUUAUUGGGGAUGGAAUAAAAUUGGAUUGAGCGCUAUAUACCACUUUAAAGAGGAUUGAAAACCAAAAACAAUGAGCCUCAUUGGCUGCUCAGCAACAUUGUGUUGUUGAUCACAAUAAUAAUGUAAAAAUGCACACGUUUAUGUCUUUGUAAGUGCAGACCUUUGUGUUUUAAAGGCUGAGGCACAGAAACAAGGCCCAACGUUCAGUAAAGUUACAAAAAAAACCCACUGUUCUUAUUUUUCACUUUCAGUUGUCGAACUUUUGCUUCGUUUUUUUUUUCUCCUCGUGGUGCUGAAUCCUCUUAAAAUGUACACUAGAUCUGUCCUCAGGCGGUUAAGCUGCAAAGCGCCCGACACUCGGUGCUACUGGAACCACAACUACCAACGCACACACACACACACACCUGGUCACAUGUGACCCUCGCUGCGUUCACCUUGCUGAACCUUUUUGUGUGGAAUUGUUGUGUUUUCACUUCUUUCCUCCGCGGCGUGGAAUCCGCUUUGUGGUCCUUUUCUUAAACUGCAGAUGGAUGAUGCAUUUUCUAUCUCCAUGGCGAUAGUGACAAAACAGCUGCAGGAAACACUCAUCUCAAUAAGCGGGAAAAAAAACCCCGUUAUCCCCCCGUUGUACUAGUGAUGCAUUUGAUACACAAGUUGACAAAAACAAACGUGACAUUGUGAGACUUUAAGACUAAAACGCGAGCAGCAGCAGUGUGAACAAAGCUUGGCCCCCGGGGGCAGUGAGAAAUGGUCUC